Messenger RNA from Penicillium oxalicum, 930 nucleotides. Its product is annotated as ankyrin repeat domain-containing protein. Gene Ontology annotation, molecular function: protein binding. The transcript has 4 exons. The record is from RefSeq and is a predicted model, not a curated record. Lineage: Eukaryota; Fungi; Ascomycota; Eurotiomycetes; Eurotiales; Aspergillaceae. Bases 1 to 930 code for a protein of 309 amino acids.
AUGUUCUUGUCUGAACUCCUUGAUCUUCAGAAAAACUGCGGCGUGAAAUUAUUUGCUACCGCUAGACCAAUACCGGAAAUUACCGAUAGAUUUAUUAGUUAUCAGUUGGAAAUUCGCGCCCAUGAAUGUGAUACAUACAAAGAAGAGAUCAAGAACAAGAUCACCGAGAUUGCGGAUGGGAUGUUUCUACUAGCACAGCUUCAUUUCGACUCUAUCAAGACACAGAUAACACUCAAGCUUAUUGAAGAAACAUUGAGAAAUCUGUCCGGGGGACCUGAAGUAUAUACUCGGGCGUAUGAGGAUUCCAAACGGCGAAUCGAAGAGCAGGAUUCUGACGCAUCAAAGCUUUCUAUGAAUAUUUUGAUGUGGAUCACGUGUGCUAAGAGACAGCUUACAAUCCCGGAACUUCAAGAGGCGCUUGCAGUGGAAGAAGACCAAAGUUGCCUUGACGAAGAGAACAUUAUAGGGGAAGCAUUCAUGGUCUCGGAUAUGGGAAAGCUGAAUUUGGCUUUUCUCAAGGAUGAUGCAAAGGUCACUGCCUCGAUCCAGGCACCUGAGAAAUGGCCUUCGUGGCACUUCGAGAAUAGUAAAAAGAGACCAAGAAGAGCACCAGGUUUGCACUUAAAGGCUUACUUCGGGCUCUAUGAAGCCGUCAGUAACUUUUUUGAACAUAACCACGGUGUUCUUUCUAGGGAUACUUUCGGUUGCACGCCACUAUUCUGGGCUGCAGAGAAUAGACAAGAGGUUGUCAUCGAGCUACUUCUGGAAAGGGGCGCCGAUAUUGAUCCGAGAGAUAAAUAUGGCCAGACGCCGCUAUUGUUAGCUGCAUCGAACGGACACGAGUCUAUCGUCGAGCUACUACUGGGAGAGGGCGGCGACUUUUAUCUGAGAGAUGAAGAUGGCAGUGUGAGGGGCUCAAACCGAACUUAA